Messenger RNA from Malaclemys terrapin pileata, 9360 nucleotides. Its product is annotated as cytochrome P450 2K4-like. The coding region runs from base 16 to 1506 and encodes 496 amino acids. Gene Ontology annotation, biological process: xenobiotic metabolic process. Gene Ontology annotation, molecular function: iron ion binding; oxidoreductase activity, acting on paired donors, with incorporation or reduction of molecular oxygen, reduced flavin or flavoprotein as one donor, and incorporation of one atom of oxygen; heme binding. NCBI's taxonomy places the organism in Eukaryota, Metazoa, Chordata, Testudines, Emydidae. The transcript has 9 exons. Gene Ontology annotation, cellular component: intracellular membrane-bounded organelle; cytoplasm. The record is from RefSeq and is a predicted model, not a curated record.
GCUUAUUGAAAGGCAAUGGAGUGGAUGGAUCCCAUUUCCAUAUUUUUACUUUUUGUCCUGACUGUUCUGUUUAUUAUGAAAACUGAAAAAUUCUGGAAUAGCAACUUCCAAGAGGAUUUCCCCCCGGGACCAAAGCCUUUACCCAUCAUUGGAAAUCUGCAUAUAAUGGACCUGAAGAGGCCCUACCGGACUAUGCUGGAGCUGUCAAAAAAAUAUGGCCCAGUCUUCAGCAUUCAGAUGGGAUGCCAGAAAAUGGUGGUGCUGGCGGGAUACGAGACAGUGAAGGAGGCUCUUGUGAACCAGGCAGAUGCAUUUGCAGAGAGACCUAAAGUUCCAGUACUUGAAGAGAUUUCAAAAGGAUAUGGUGUUAUUUUUUCUCACGGCAAUAACUGGAAAGUGAUGCGAAGAUUUACUCUCACGACCUUACGGGACUUUGGAAUGGGCAAGAGGGCCAUAGAGGACCGGAUUGUUGAAGAAUAUGGAUUUCUGAUGAAGGAUAUUGAAUCUCAUAAAGGAAAGCCCUUUGAUAUCGCUACAAUUAUGAAUGCUGCAGUUGCCAAUAUCAUUGUGUCAAUAUUACUUGGAGAACGGUUUGACUACAAAAAUCCCACAUUCUUAAGACUACUAAGUUUGAUGAGUGAAAACGUCAGGCUGGCUGGAAGUCCGUCAGUUACGCUAUAUAACAUGUUCCCAGCCCUUGGAUUUCUACUCAGGAAUUACAAGAUUCUUUUGAAGAACACAAGUGAAUUGCAUUCUUUUAUACAGCGUACUUUCAUAGAACACCUGAAAGAACUGGACAAAAAUGAUCAGAGAAGUUUUAUUGAUGCAUUCCUUGUAAGACAGCAGGAGGAGAAAAGUAAUCCCAAUGGAUAUUUCCAUAAUGCCAACUUAAUAAGACUUGUGACCAACUUGUUUGUUGCUGGCAUGGAGACCACUUCCACCACGCUGCGCUGGGGACUUCUGCUAAUGAUGAAAUACCCCCAAAUUCAGAGCAAAGUCCAAGAAGAGAUCGCAAGAGUUAUAGGAUCAGCCCAGCCACGAAUCGAACAUCGAACUCAAAUGCCGUAUACGGAUGCAGUUGUCCAUGAAAUUCAGAGGUUCGCUAAUAUCCUGCCCAUGGACUUGCCUCAUGAAACCACUGAGGAUGUGACUCUUAAAGGCUACUUUAUUCCAAAGGGAACUUACAUCAUCCCCUUACUGGCCUCUGUACUGCAGGAUGAAUCUCAGUGGAAGAAACCAGAUACAUUCAGUCCUGAGCAUUUUCUUGACUCCAAAGGAAAGUUUGUAAAGCAAGAGGCUUUCAUGCCUUUUUCAGCAGGUCGGAGGAUCUGUGCAGGUGAGACUCUUGCCAAAAUGGAGCUCUUCCUCUUCUUUACGAGCCUCCUGCAGCGGUUCACUUUCCAUCCUCCUCCUGGAGUUACCAGCUCAGACCUGGACCUCACCCCGGCGGUUGGGUUUACCACGCCCCCAAUGUCCCAUAAGAUCUGUGCUGAGCCACGUUCUUAGAGCUCCUUGCCUUAGGCCAGGUCUCACUACAAAGUUUGGCGGAUCUAGGUAUGAUGGUCAGAAAAUCACAUGCCUGACAUAGCUAUGUCAGCAACACCCUCCCCCCACCUCCAAUGUAGAUGCAGUUUAUACCAAGAGAAGAGUCUUUGCGAUGAUCUACUUGAUGUUGUUCAGGGAGGUAGUUUAAGGUCCUCGCAAAAUAUCUAAUUUUGCCAGCAUAGGCUGGGUCUCCACUACAGGGCUUUGCUCGUAUAGUUACAUCAGUAUAGCUGUAUCAGCAAAGCCGUGGUGGUGUAGACUAACCCUUACUCAUGUGUAUCUUCAGUCCUCCCUCUGCAGACUCUCUCUGGUACACGGCCGUGCACUGGCCUUUGGCUGUGGUUUGGCCCAUGGUUUGUUAGGACCCCAUCCUAGCCUCAGUUACAGCAAUGGGCAACUCCAUUGACUCCAAUGACUUUAGCAAGUUUGCACAGGUGUAACUGGGACUAGAGUCUUGUAUUGUCUGUUACAUUGUACAAUCUGAGAGGAGCCUCUGUGCCUAGCCCAGAACUUGGCCAUUCGCAAUAUUACACAUUACUGUGCAACCAAGAGGCAACAUCCAACGGAGCGGGAGCUGAAACAGCAGACUGAUGCAGAACACACGGUCCAAUGUCCUCUGCACCAAAAUCCCCUGGAUGUUGCUAUCUCCACAGAUGCUGACCCUGCAUCUUCAGUUGUUAUUACUCCCUACGUUGAUGAUUUCCAACUCGGUGGGAGGGACAUAGGAGAAGUGAGGAGUCUGCUCUGGAGGGAGGUGUGAUGAUGACAUUCAGUAACAAAAAAGAAACCUCUGCACUCCCAGGGCUGCCCCUGACCUCUGAGACUAUGUCUACGCUAGGGGAUCACACGUGUUGUACCUUGUAUAGGAAAAGCACAUUGCACACACUAGCGGCUCCUGGCAUCUCUCCAUUCCCCAUGCAAGCUCCUUCUGUUGCACUCUCCCAUCCCCUUCUUUGUCAGGGACCCCCUGCAACUCCCACCAACCUCCCCCAUGCUAGAAGUUCUGUGAAUCUCAGUUCUCCCUCCUCCCAUACCAGGAUCCCCCAUUCUCUCCUCCUGCCACAGUGGCUUUGUGUGCACCCCAUAUCCUAAUUCCCUCCAUUCCACUCCAUGGCCGAGGCUCUGUGUGUCCCCCUUCACCCAUACCAGCUUCUCCCAAUCUCUCUCCCCAUCAGAGGUUGUGUGCCCCCCAUGCCUCUCUCCCACCUUUUCCAGGGUCCUCCAUUCUCUCCCCAGGGCAAAGGUUCUGUGUGCACCCCCACUCUCAUCUAAGUCUCCUAUUCUUCUCUAUACCGGCCAUAGAAUUUUCUUUGAUACCUUUAGCUUCCCCCAUCAAUUGUAUGCAUUUCUUAGCUGCUACUUUGUAAUCAUUUCUAUCAGCUCCCCCAUUUUUCUAUUUGCUAUAUAUAUAUUUUUAUGGAUGCUUUCAUCUCCCCUCUUAGCCAGAUAUAUAAUUCCCCCUCUCAAAAAACCCCCCCAAAAACAAAAAAUCCUUUUCUGUGAUUGUGGAAUUCUGUUUUGGGGCAUUUAAUAAAGCAGUGGUUCUCAACUAAGGGUGUAUAGGGGUACGCAGAGGUCUUCCAGGGGAGUACAUCAACUCAUCUAGAUAUUUGCGUAGUUUUACAACAGGCUACAUAAAAAGCAUGAGGGAAGUCAGUACAAACUAAAAUUUUAUACAAUGACUUGCUUAUACUGCUCUAUAUACUAUACACUGAAAUGUAAUUACAAUUUUUAUAUUCCAAUCAAUUUAUUUUAUUAUUAUAUGGUAAAAAUGAGAAAGCAAGCAAUUUGUCAGUGAUAGUGUGCUGUGACACUUUUGUAUUUUUAUGUCUGAUUUUGUUAGCAAGUAGAUUUUAAGUGAGGUGAAACUUGGGGGUACUGAACACAAAUCAGACUCCUGCCAGGGGUACAGUAGUUUGGAAAUGUUGAUAGCCACUGUAAUAAAGCAUUCUUAAGCACUUCCCAAUUAUACUUUCUUGUUUUUAAUUUUUUUUCUCCCACUCAGUUUCAUGAUUGUCUUUAGCUUUAGGAAAUUAGCCCCAUUCAGUAAUAUAUACAGUUGCGGCUUUAAAAAAGCUAUCUUCUGUUUGCACAUACCAAAUGAAAUUAGUUCACGAACACUUGCACGUAGGCAACCUUCAUACAUAAUAAAGUGGCUGAAUGACUUGUUUACUACAAAACUCUAUUCAGUAUUAAUUAUGGAGCUGUGACCAAUGCCUUCAUAAUCUCGGUAUCAAAAGAGUUCAGACAUUGUUAGCGCCAACAAAAGAAAAUACUUCACCAUGUGUUUCAGUCCAAUUUUAUGAUGGUGUAACUCCUCUGAAAUAAUUGAUUUACGUGAGUGUGAAACUGAGUACAGCUGUAGUGAAUCAGUCCCAUAAUACCUGCAGAACUAAACAAAGAUAAAAGCUGCCCCUAAGCAUAGAUCAAACAGUUAGUACGUGUUACAGAAGUACCUCCUUGCUAAUGUUUACCUACAACUUUUGCAGCCCAGUGGAUCUAAUAAACAAAAGCAACAAAUGAGGUGACACUAGCAUCUCCAACUACACACCUGAACGCUGCUGAUAACCUGGACAUUUACCAUUCAGCUUUUAGUGAAGGAAAUGGCACACAUGUUAUUCACACUAGUCAACGAUCUCCUGGACAUGGGUAAUUUAAAACAAACCAACCUCUAUUAGGGAAGCGAAGUUGGAUUAUUCUGAUAUUCAUCAAUUUUUAAGGCAAGGAGAGACAAUUAUGAUAAUCUAAUCUGACCCUCUGGAUAACAAAGGCCACAGAUUUCACCUUGUGAUUCCUUCAUUUAGCCCAGGGGUUCUCAAACUUCAUUGCACCAUGACCUCUUCUGACAACAAAAAUUGACCUCAGGAGGGGGGACUGAAUCCUGAGCCCACCUGAGCCCCACAGCCCCAGGCGGGGGCCAAAGCCGAAGCCCAAGGGCUUCAGACCCAGGCGGGAGGCCUGUAACCUGAGCCCCUCCGCUCAAGGCUGAAGCCCUCUGGCUUUGGCCCUGGGCAAUGGGGCUCGGGCUUCAGCCCUGGGCCCCAGCAAGCCAAAUGUCAGCCCUGGAAAACCCAUUAAAACAGUGUCGUGACUCACUUUGGGGUCCUGACCCACAGUUUGAGAACCGCUGAAGCCAAACAACUUGUGGUUGACCUAUAGCAUUUCUUUUAGAACGAUAUCCAGACUUGACUGAAAGAUUCCAAGCGAUGGAGAACUUACCAUGUGGUUACUUACCCUCACUGUGAAAUGUGAGUGCCUUAUUUCUAGCUUGAACAUCACUGACUUCAGCUCCCAGUCAGAUCUUGUUAUGCCUUUGUCUGCUACACAAUGAGCUCUUUAAGAUCAGAUAACUUCUCCCUGUGCUGGUAUGUUCAGACUGAUGGAAUUACUCCUUAACCUUCUCUUCAAUAAAGUGUAUGGAUUGAUUUUGAUUUUCAGUAUAAGAGAUGUUGUCCUGACUUUCAAUCAUUCCUGAAGCUUUUUUCUUAACCCUCUCCAAUUUUUCAACAUCUUUUAAAAGUGCGGACAGUAGAAUUGGACCCAUCAUCCAGUCAGUGGUCUUACCAAUGCCUUACAUACACACAGGUACUUCCUCUCGGCUCUUAGAAUACCAUAGGUCUGAAUCCAUGUCAAGAAAACCAAAGAUGGAGAUUAAAAUAUUUUGUUUAUUAAUUUUAGUUCCUUUAAGUUCACUGAACUGUGCUUUCUUGCAAUUACUGUAGGCUUGAUUCUGCAAGACUUACUCAUGAGUAGGAAUUGCGCUUGCAAGUAGUUCCGUUGAAAUCAGAACUCACAAUGUCUGAAAUUCACCCCUGGACUGAUGGUGACUUUAAGGCUAUGUCUACACUACACACCUUUUAGAGACAGCUGUGCCGCUAAGCAGGGGUAGGCAAUCUAUGGCACGCGUGCUGAAGGCGGCACACGAGCUGAUUUUCAGUGGCACUCACACUGCCCAGGUCCUGGCCACCGGUCCGGGGGGGCUCUGCAUUUUAAUUAAAUGUUAAAUGAAGCUUCUUAAACAUUUUAAAAACCUUAUUUACUUUACAUACAACAAUAGUUUAGUUAUAUAUUAUAGACUUAUAGAAAGAGACCUUCUAAAAACGUUAAAAUGUAUUACUGGCACACGAAACCUUAAAUUUGAGUGAAUAAAUGAAGACUCGGCACACCACUUCUGAAAGGUUGCCGACCCUGCCCUAAAAGGUGCACAGUAUAGCCACCCUUUGUCGGCGGGGACAGCUCUCCUACCGACAAAAAAAUUCCACCCUCAACGAGCAGCGGUAGCUUUGUUGGCGGGAGAGCUCUCCUGACGACAAAGCGCUGUUCAUACCGGUGCUUGUCAUUGGUAAAACUUUUGUCAUUCAGGGUGUGGUUUUUUCACACCCCUGAAUGAAAAAAGUUUUACCGACGAAAGUCCAGUGUAGGCAAAGCCUAAGUCCUAUUUAAAUCCUCAAAACAGGGUCUAAAUGAAUCUUAAGUGGCAGCUGUCUCUCUGCACAGAGAUUAAUUUAAUCCAUUGUGUGUAUGAUUUCCAGAACUGGCCUACAUUUGGUAUCUUUAUCAGUAAAGCUUUGGCUUUACUCUCAUGCCUUUUUUUUGUAAUGGCCACUUUGUGUUUCUAAAGUAUGCACAGAAUAUUGAUAAGAUCUUUACAUGUUCAUCAGAGUAUUUCAUCCAAUCAACAAAGGAAUAAAAUGUGGGACCUGGAACAGCUACAAAAGUGAACAUUUCUGUGUUUCUGAAAAUAGUAUAAAAUGUGUUACAACAAACAGGCGUUUCAUUCAGAGAUAAAAGCUUCUAUGUAACACAGUACACAUAGGAUUUGCCAUAUUGGUCUGCCUAGCCCAGCCUCCUGUUUUAUGUUGUUCAAUGCUGGAUACUUCAGAAGAACAUGUAAAACCUCCAAUGGGAUAUUUACUUUAUGUAAUUCUACAUUAUAGAGGGCAUUUUCUCCCCAACCUUCAGAGGCAAGCCCUAAAACAAGGUGAAAAUGGUCGAUUUAAUUUCAUGCUUUAACCUUUUCAAAAUCUUUCUGGUACCGCUAUUUGUCAGACCUGUAGCUUGAAGGAAUGAGUUCCAUAGGUUAAUCUUACACAAUUCCUCUUCUUUUUAAAUUAGUUUCUUUUCUGGUUCAUCAUGGAACCCUCUUGUCACUGGACUAUGACACAUGGUGAACAGGAGCUGAUCUUCUCCGAGCUAUUAUUUUAUGCACCUCUUUUCAUAGGGAAUUUUGUGAAUGCUUCUGAUUUUAAUUUUUGUUGAUAUUCUUGCCACUUUUCCUUUUCUGUCGUUCGAGAUGUGGUGUGUCCCCAGAGGAGGCGGCAUAACAUAAUGGCAUUCUAAUAUUCUGCCUCUGAUUCUGCUGUGAUUUGAACAAAUGUCCUUACUGACCUUUCCUUAACGGUACAGUUCCUUAACGGUAACUUUUAUUGAGACAGCGCUUAGCUCAGAACCAGUCAAUGUACUUGAAUAGGCUUCAGUUUUUCCUUCCAAUGUAUGGUAUUUUUCACUUGUAUAUACUGGUUACCUAGUUUUGGUAGGUCCUUCUGGACUGGCUCAUCAAAUCCUGCCUUGACUGGUUUAACCUAAAUAAUUUAGCGCCAAUAAAAAUGUUGUCACUUUACUAUUCACUUCUUUCUCUGGGUCAUUAAUAAAUGCUAUAUUGAAAAAAAAAAAAAAACAAAAAAACUAAAUCACGCUGUCUGGCUUUCCCAGUCAACUUGGUUAAGAAAAUAGGCACCUCUUUAUUCUCUGGGAUCUUGUGGAUCCCACACAGUCUCUCAAAGAUGGACAGUUAUUCCUCAGUGCAGUCAGUCUCUUGAUAAAUUGGACAGGCUUUCUCCCACUCCUUUCUGGUGAAAGGUUUCAGAGUAGCAGCCGUGUUAGCCUGUAUCCGCAAAAAAGAACAGGAGUACUUGUGGCACCUUAGAGACUAAGAUUUGUGUCCAUUUAUUCUUUUGCGUAGAGACUGGGGCUCGUUCACCUGCACAUCUACCAACGUGAUACAUGCCAUCAUGUGCCAGCAAUGCCCCUCUGCCAUGUUCAUUGGCCAAACCGGACAAUCUCUAUGCAAAAGACUAAAUCGACACAAAUCUGACAUCAGGAAUCAUAACAUUCAAAAACCAGUGGGAGAACACUUCAACCUCUCUAACCACUCAGUGACAGACUUGAAGGUGGCAAUUUUGCAACAAAAAAACUUCAAAAACAGACUCCAAAGAGAGACUGCUGAACUUGAAUUAAUAUGCAAAUUAGAUACAAUUAACUUAGGUUUGAACAGAGACUGGGAAUGGUUGGGUCAUUACACUAAUUGAAUCUAUUUCCUCAUGUUAAAAUAUCCUCACACCUUCUAUGGGUCAUCUCAAUUAUCACUUCAAAGGUUUUUUUCUCUCUCCUGCUGAUGAUAGCUCAUCUCAAUUGAUUGGCCUCUUACAGUUGGUAUGGCUACUCCCACCUUUUAAUGUUCUCUGUAUGUAUAAAUAUCUUCUGUGUGUUCCAUUCUAUGCAUCCGAAGAAGUGGGCUGUAGCCCACGAAAGCUUAUGCUCAAAUAAAUUUGUUAGUCUCUAAGGUGCCACAAGUACUCCUGUUCUUUUUUCUGGUGAAAGGGGAUGUGCUCACAGUCGGAAACUGCUCCUUGUGCUGCUCCAGGAGCUGCAACGUGUGAGCUUCCCUCUGUUUCUGCGGUGCUCUUUCCUCAGCUCCUAGUUGUUCAAUGUGUCUUAUGUGAGCUUCCUCCUGAAUUUCAGUGGUGGCUUUGUGUCUUUGGUAGGCCCUCUUCUCAGACUCCUUGGUUUCAUUCUUCUUGAUCUGGAGUUCCACCAUCAGCAUGUGGUGCUCAUGUUCUUUCUGGGCUUCCAGGAGCUUUAGCCAAACCAAUUCCAUUGCAGCAAUCUCUGCGGCAGCUGAGGUAAGGGGUGCUCAAACCCUGCUGCUUGGUCAAAGUCUAUGUGCAAAGCUCUCAGUUCCUCAUCCGAGGCUUUCUUUUUAUGGGAUAUUCCCCUAUUUUUACAUAAUUUUUUCAAGGUCUUUUGUGUCAAGGCCCUCAUAUGAUUGCGAUUCACUCAUUGUGACUAGUCUUUAACCCUUAAAACUCUCCAUCAAAUUUAAACUUUUAACAGGUCAACUCAGUUGACCUGUGGCAAGUGAAUCCUGUCAAGACUAUGCCAAUUGUCAGGCUGUCUGGAGUUCUCAUAACUGUGAGUGGCUACCUCAGGCAAGGUCCGACGAGGGGGGGCGGAAGCCGGUACAAAUUACCAGGGCCUGGCUUCCCCCCCCUCGUUGCCUUACCGGGGCCCGGCGGUCCAGAAGGGGGCCCAGGGCCCGGCUUCCCUGGCUUCCCCCGGUCUCGUUGGCCCUGUUUAGCCGGUCCACCUUUGCUGGGGGGCCCGAACCCGCUCUCGGUGGCCCUGACCUCAGGGCAGACUGUCAGGAAACUGGUAGUGUGUUCUAUAAAUUAGAUUUCACCAAGCCAGGGACAAUUGUGAACUCCUGGAUCUCUAUACCAGUCUUACCAUGGAGUUACACGGAGUCCCCUUAGACCCUCCAGUCUGUUUUGUGACCCAGACAAACUAGACUUUGUGAUAAAAUGAUUACUUACACUAAAACUCAGACCACAUUUAGGUUGCUUCCAGUCCCAGGAAAAGAAAAGAGCUGGUAGGAAGCAAGCAGUUCCCAACCAAGAUACAGACAUUUGCAAUAACUGUCAAGGAUCAUGCAAAUCUUGGAUUGGCCUAUUCAGUCACAUGAGACAUUGCAAACCAUCCACAUCAAAGCAGCAAUUCCCACCAUCUCUCGCAGACGAAAGGAUGCCAACAAACAGU